Molecule: messenger RNA, 1753 nt
Organism: Oreochromis aureus
Lineage: Eukaryota; Metazoa; Chordata; Actinopteri; Cichliformes; Cichlidae
Exons: 11
Coding region: 4-1425 (473 amino acids)
Source: RefSeq, a predicted model, not a curated record
UACAUGGAGAGACUACACAGGCUGAAGGACAUGUAUGCUUUUAACCUUGAGAUGAUUUUCUGGGCUACACUUAGUAACUACAAACACAGCAGCCCAAAGCCCGUCAUGCCUGCCGCCACAGAGAAGAACUCCAGGUGCUGGGAAAAAAGACCAGGAAUAUAUCAUCCAGGUGCCAGUGGUGAAUUCACAUGCCAGAGAGUAAGAAGUGAUCUUCUUUUAAAUGUGAUAAUCCACACAUUUGGCAGUACACUACACAUGCAAAAUAAUCUGAUUCUGUCCAAACAGAAGAUGAUUUUGAUCUACAUGAUCAUCACAGCUCCAGCAAUGACCGCUGUGGCACAAGGGUCUUCAGAAUGCAAUCUAACUCAACCUGGGCCCCAGACGUGUUUUGGAGUUUUAGGAGAACCGCUCGUUUUUUACAUACCUAACAAGCCACAUAUAAAGACAAGCUUGAAAACGAGUACAGAUAACAUUUUAACCUUAAAAAAUGAUACAUUAAUUAGUCUCAAUGAAAAAUACAAGAAUCGUACUAUAUUCUUCACAAAUGGAACAUUGAAGCUCAACAAAGCAGCAAAAAAUGACUCUGGAGAGUACAGCAUGGAAACACACAAUUCUACUGAAGGUGUGUUAUUGUACGCAGUUAACAUCCAUCUACAUAUACUAGCUCCUGUGUCAGAACCAGCUGUUACGCAGAUGUGUUUGUCACCAAAACAGAUGACAGUCAGCUGCUCCUCUGAAGGAGAUGAAGUAGAAUUCAUUUUGUCUUUGGAUGAUAAGUUGUUGAUACAGACUAAAGCCAAUGGUAUAGAAAACAACAGCGUUUCAAAUGUUACCAUCAACUUACCUGGUCAGCUGAUGGGAAACCUGACAUGUGUUGCUCAAAACAAUGUCAGCAGAAAACAAAAUAUCAUCCACCUUACAAGCUGUACAGCUCCUGUGUCAAAACCAGCUGUAUCUCAGAUGUGUUUGUCACCAGAACAAAGGAAAGUCAGCUGCUCCUCUGAAGGAGAUGAAAUAGAGUUCAUCUUCUUAUUAGGUGAUAACUUGUUGAUAAAAACCCAACCCAACAUUUCAGAAAACCACAACAUUUCAAAUGUUACAAUCAGCUUACAUGAUCAACUGAUGGGAAAGCUAAUGUGUAUCGUCCAAAACAAUAUAAGCAGAGAAGAAACCAUCAUCCACCUUAUAAGAUGUGCAGGUAAUAUUUCUGACCACUGUGUUGUGACUGUGGCUGUGGUAGGAAGCAUUGCCAUUCUGCUCAUUCUGGUUGUGUUUCUUGGUAUCCGGAAAUUCCAAAAGACUGGCAUUAUGACUGUUAAUGAAGACGAUGCUGAAGAGGAUGUUGUCUACUCAGAUGUUAGACUGAAGCAGGAUGGAAGAGAAACAAGAGAAGCACCACCGAUUUCAAAUCAAGAUGAAAGUUAACGUUGACUUUCGGUCAAGUAGCUAAUAAAACUAUGCCAGGUUAGCAGUUCCAGCUGUGCAGUUAAUGUAAAGGUAAACAUAUUUUACAAGUACUCACUGGAUUACUUUAAUUUUGAAGAUAAUUUUGAAGAAAACAUAAAGGGAUAAAAAAGGUAUUUAGAAGGCAUUUAAUAUAAUGAGAUAUUAAAUUAAAUUAAAUACUUAAUACUUAAUAUACGAACUACAUUUUAUUUGACAUAAUUUAAAUAAACUACAACAACCCUGUAAAAGUUCUAACCAACAUUUUACAUUUAACCUUGGAGAUUGAAUAAAAGGCUUUGGUCAGUGA